Molecule: messenger RNA, 516 nt
Organism: Phaeodactylum tricornutum CCAP 1055/1
Lineage: Eukaryota; Bacillariophyta; Bacillariophyceae; Surirellales; Neidiaceae
Exons: 3
Biological process (GO): termination of RNA polymerase II transcription
Cellular component (GO): nucleus; mRNA cleavage and polyadenylation specificity factor complex
Molecular function (GO): RNA polymerase II CTD heptapeptide repeat phosphatase activity
Source: RefSeq, a predicted model, not a curated record
AAAAGCAAGCUCUCGUUUGGCGUCGUUUGUUCCUCAAACAUCAAUCGUUCGAUGGAGGCCCAUGUGGUAUUAGGAAACGCAGGGUUGCAAGUGGAGAGCUAUGGAACAGGAACUCAAGUAAGAUUGCCAGGUCGAACGGCUAUGGAGCCUCGAAUAUUCAAGUUCGGUACUCCGUACGAAGAAAUGUAUCAACAAAUGUCUUCAACGGCAGAAGACGCCGCGUACUUUGAGCGGAAUGGGGUGCUCCAAUUGUGCAGUCGUGGCGCAGCCGUCAAACGAGCCCCAGAACGAUGGCAGGACAUAUCCAGUGAAGAUGCCGCUAAGCACGAUGUUGUAAUUGCCUUUGAAGAACGUAUUUUUGAUGCUGUCAUUGAGGACCUGCAGUUGAGAGAACCAACCGAAGACUUUCGGCCGAUUCAUGUAGUUUGCCUCGAUACAAAGGACAAUCCGCACGAAGCUGCGCGACAAGGAACAGUCGCUCUCAGACUAUGCUGGCAAUUAGAGCAAUGCAAAGAA